AGAUAUUUCAAAAAAGUAUUCGGUUUGUCUGUUAAUGCGAUUUAUAAGGGAUGCCAAAAAUUGUAGCUCAAGUUGGGCCAUAAGCGCGGUAGAGGUCGCCGCCGAUAGAACGUGUAUGCGUAUGCGCGAUGACAUUUUCCGAUGGUUCCCAUUUCUUACUGUGUUGUUCUCUGAAUUUGAUCUAACUUGUUGUAAAAAAUGUUCGUCCAAAAGCUUCUGUGCUGGAGGUUCGCCCGAAGAAGCGUUAUUAUUUUAUGUGAGGAGUGGAUUGGUAAGUCCUAAUUGUAAACCGAAGCUCCCAGAUCACGAAGCGUGCGUACAAGAUUGUGACGAUACGGAUCAAUAUUAUUUGGCAGAUAAACAUUUCGGACAAUACGUAUACAUAAUGCCCGAAGACGAGCCUGAGAUCCGCCGGGACAUAUUCCUUAACGGGCCACUGCUUGCUAUUUUCAAAGUUUAUGAGGAUUUCAAAGAUUACAGCAGUGGAAUCUAUGAGCAUACGCAUGGAAAGUUUGUUGGGUACCACAGCGUCAAGGUAAUGGGUUAUGGCGAAGAAGAUGGGACACCUUACUGGCUGGCAGUGAACAGCUGGGGACGCGAAUGGGGUGACAGGGGUAUCGUAAAGAUUAAACGUGGCCAAGCCUACGUUGAUUUCGAGAAACGCAUGGUAGGAGUAAUCCCGAGAUACCACAGACAUUAAAAUAUUUGUCUUAUCUGUAAAUUUCCUCUCAAAUGAUUAAAUAAAUCGAUCAUUCAUGAAUUAUGUCGAUUUUAUUUAGCGUU
Molecule: messenger RNA, 783 nt
Organism: Zerene cesonia (dogface butterfly)
Lineage: Eukaryota; Metazoa; Arthropoda; Insecta; Lepidoptera; Pieridae
Product: gut-specific cysteine proteinase-like
Exons: 1
Coding region: 35-700 (221 amino acids)
Cellular component (GO): lysosome
Molecular function (GO): cysteine-type endopeptidase activity
Source: RefSeq, a predicted model, not a curated record